CAAAAAACUCUGGAGAAGGAUUCUUGAACCAAUCUGAUUAACUGAUGCUAGUUCCUUUUGGUAAAUGGUCUAGAAGAGAACCCAUGCAGAAAACAUCAAAAAUCAGAAUGGCCAUUGCUUUAGCGAAGAUCAACCGGGGAACAUUAAUUCAAGGAUUACACAGCAUAUCCAGAUCCUCCAAAUCAGUGGCCGAACUCCUGCAGCCUCAGCUUGUCUGUAGACUUGUUGAGUUAAGGGACAUAGCUCAUCAUCUGCUGAGGGAAGUUAAUGCACCAAAGCAACCCCUAUAUAAUGUGCAGGUCAGGAAGGGUUCUUUGUUUGAUGUAAUUUCCUUCCCAGCAAAGACUGCUUUAACGAGCCUAAUAUAUGCCUCAUAUGCAGCAUUAAUUUAUUUGACAGUCUGUGUUAAUGCUGUUCUGGAGAAGGUAAAGAAAAUUUUCCAAGAAGAAGAAUCCAUAAGGCAAAACAGAGAGGAGAGUGAGAAUCCUAGAAAAGCCUUUUCUGAGCCUGUGCUUUCUGAUCCUGUGUUUCCUGAAGGCGAAAUCAAAGCAAAACCUUACAGGUCAUUGCCGGAGAGGCCAGACAAUGUUUCAGACAUUCCUGCUAAUCAUUUGAGUGAUAAGAUCCAGGUUUUACAUUCUGUAUUUGACCAAUCAACUGAAAUAAAUGAGUGAGGAAAUCUAAACACAAAUAUCACUGAACAGUUUAAGAGUUAUCUAUCUAAUAACAUUUUAUCUGACAAAGGUAGGAAACUAGUUUUCAUAUACUAAUAGUUAAGCUGCUUUUAAAAAGGGUGGGGAGGAACUAAUAAAAUGUCAUACUCAAGCAUUUAUAUGGUAGAGAAAAUAAAAUAUACGUAUCACUAUCUGAUAUCGUUUAAUGAACAAGAAAAUGUACCCUUUGGUGGGAAGACUUUAUGCUAUGUUUUAUAAUAUAGGUCUAUUUAUAAUACAUUUAUGUUUUUUAUUAAAGACUUGUUUUGAGUAUCUUUCUAAUUAUUUUUCUGGAAGGGUAAAACCAUCUCAAUAAAAAUGCUACAUAUCUUUUUUAGAUACAUUUUUCAAAGGACAUUUGUUUUCUAUCUACAGUCUGCAUAGUUUGAGUCUGCCUAUUAUCACUUCUUUUAUAACUCAUCUGUAAAGUAUGAGUUAUAAAUUAUGAUUUGCAAUUCAUAGAUUUCAUAAAGUUAUAAAAUAGAAUAUUAUUUACAAAUCUGACAAGAAGCCUUCUGUAUAUGAGGACAGAUUUAGAGUAACAAAUCUAAAACCAGAAAUUGAGUUCAUAUUACUCACUGUUACUACUGGAUCUUAAGAGAAAAUGUGUCUAUAACUGGCCCUGCUAACGAGAGCCAUGGUUUUGCCUGCAGGAUAUUCUUUGGUUUCUUCCGUGGCAAUUCUGGCCACAUGUUAGGACCUAAGAUAGCCAUUAUGGACUGGCCAUUAGAGGACUAGCACCUAAUAUAAUAGGCUGGGAUGUGCCUAUUCCAGAGAUGGCACAUUUCCUAUACCUGGUGAGUAGCUGCUGCCAUAAACAGUAUUUAUACAGAGCCCAAGCCUGGCUCUUUAGUAGUAGUCUGAAAAAUGAGAGCAAGUGUUGUAUUACCUCACGCUGCCCAUAUUCCAGCAGAAAGGGAAAUUUAAUAGUGUGUAGAAAAGGGCUCUGUAAGCAGAGUCUUAAUGAUACUUUAUUCACUUAUUAUUUUUAUAAUAAUCAAGGGAAAGAGUCCAGGUUUGGAGCCUUAAUUCAAUCCUGUGCCACUAAGAACAUUACUGUGCUUUGGGAAGAGGUUCCAAACAUGGCAGUUUUUCUCACUCUGAAUUCCUAUUCUGCUUACCCCAGCUCUUUCUCGUUUGACUUAUUCUUAUAUUCUAUGUGCUGCCAAGUUUUAGAUACCUAGCACCCAGGAUGUUAAAGUGCAGGGUGGGCCCCAGGCAACUAGAACAGCACUGCCCAAAGGUAACUGUCAUGGUAAAGCAGGGUGAACCCCUAACACCACCACAACAGAAAGGACUCUGAGGAAGAAUACCCUGUACCACUUCUCUCUAUAACAUGUACAUGAAACAGUUGUACAUACAUGUGCAAAGUUCUCUACAGUUUUUUUUAAAAAAUCUUUACUUGAAAAUUUCAUAUAGGCAUUCAAAUUCAAAGUGCUUUGGCUCACCGACUAGGAAAUGUCACAUCUCCCAUGGCUGGGCAGCAGCUGUGUGUGUCUUCUCACUUUGAGACUGUUUUCUUGAUCAGAGAGAAACUGAGCCAUGGUUUA
Phyllostomus hastatus (greater spear-nosed bat) is the source of this 2263-nucleotide messenger RNA. It is a transcript of the gene SPATA9, whose product is annotated as spermatogenesis associated 9. Lineage: Eukaryota; Metazoa; Chordata; Mammalia; Chiroptera; Phyllostomidae. The transcript has 4 exons. The record is from RefSeq and is a predicted model, not a curated record. The coding region runs from base 45 to 674 and encodes 209 amino acids.